GUCAAAAGGCCGUCGAACGCUGCUAAAGAAGCAGGUAGGUCUGGCCAAUGACAGUUGCUUGACAUGCUGCCAAUCGUUCUGUGAUCUCUUGAGUACCGUGAUCAAUGGGUCCGCGACAGAGCAUUUACCUAAAUAGGUGUGCGAACAGCCGAGGUCGGCCUAUUCGGCGGAGCUUCCCCAUUGCCAGAAGUUACCGAGCCCCACGAGCGUCUUUGUCGACGACUCGAGGAAACGCACCCUCACGCAUAGCUUACUUGUAGCUUGUUCUGCUGCUAGUGACUGUGUCGUAUGAUUAUGGCCUACAAGGAAACGACGCCUGGCUCCCUGAAGCGCAAGAGGGCGUCCAGGAGGAGGGCAGACAAACCACCCAUCUCUGGCCAUGCUCACCUCGACACCAAGCUCAAAGGAGAGGUGGCUCUACUCUCUCACGACCUCGUCGACGACUUGUUUCCGACUUCUUCCGCCGAACAUGGAGACAUCUAUCACAUAGCCGUCAGUCCCUGGGCUCCAUCUUCCCAACUUGGCAACCCAGCUACCCAAUGGGUCAUUAUCCCGUGCAGACGACUCCCUCGAGGCCAUCCCGAACUGCCACACUCUUCUGUGAGGAUCUCAAUCUUCUCGCAAGUCGCCCAAGCUUUGCAGCGAGCUCUGCAUACUCAGUCGCCCAAUCGCUCCCUCCGCCCUGCUUCGACCCUCGACAUCUGUAUGACCGACGUUGUCGCACUUCCUCUGCAAGUCAUCUAUGUUUCGUUGGACUUGGCAGCUUUAGAAACUGCCAAUGGGGCUCAGAAAAAGAUCAGUAAUGGUGCUCUGCGCGUGACAAAGGGCAGGAAAGACAGACAAUCGGACCCGCCGACAGCAGUCGGCAUCGACUUAGCGACUCGUGAUGUGCGAGACGCUCUAGACGCUGCACGUGUUGUGAGAGCUGGCGAUCUUUUGCCUCUUACUUCAGCACGUCUUCAAGGUCAAGCGCAGACUUCUCCUGCCUUAGUCACUGCUUGUGAGCCUGUUUCUCAAGGCCUUGUGACCUCAGCAACACAAAUAGUUGUUGUCUCGCAAAGUGAGCGCCGUACCAAGGCGGGUCGCUCUGUUACCUUCUCGCAGACUGAUGAAGAUACGGCAAGCGAGGCAUUCUACACUGCCGCUGAAGAUCGCGCACCCUUGUCUGCGAACUCCCCACCGAGCGACACUGGCCUGGAAUCAGACUUGACCUCUGACGACGCCGAAUCUGAUUUGGGUGAUCUUUCGGACGAUCCAGACGAUCUGAUUUCUUUAAAUGCACCUUCCAUCGGAUCACAGCCUUCGGGAAUGCUUUCUGCCAGGUCGACUGCGACCCCCAGGCUCUUCGGAAAUCUUCGCGGCAUCAAUACCCCAGGCUCUGUCUUCUCGUCAAUGACCUCCACAACAACGAGAGGAGCUCAAGGAGGGCGAGCUAAGACUUUCAAGACUCAGGGACUUCUCGAACGUAUUCCGGAUGAUUUCCUUUAUCCAAAACCAGGCUCUAGAUACGACGAAGAAGCUCGAGUCUAUGUCGAUACAAGCGCCCUGGCGAAACUCGGCUGCUUUUCCGGCGAUUGGAUUCAGCUGCAAGUAGCAGAAGAUCCUGCUGGUGCAAACUCCUUGAUGGCAUUUUUCCGCGAUCAAGAGAUUGAUGAGGACGCUGUUUGGAGACCACUGAGAAUCUAUGGUCUACCAGAGAGCCUGUCGACUAAGGCACAAAAGUAUCCCUUAAGCAAGAAAUCAGGUCGACGCGAAAGCAUCUCUUCCUCUCAUCCAGCCCCUGUCACUUCCGCAACUCUCUACUUGUCGCCCGUCCUAUUAGCCAACCUCGGGGAUCCUAGUCAUGUGCGUGUAUCGUCUUUACGAAUCACUGACAACUCCAAUUUUCUGCGUCCCGGUCAGCCUAAGUCAAGGCUACAAGGCUCAUCUCUGCCACCUACAGCCAAGGAAGUGACAUUGUCAAGGCUAUCGACCCCCCUGUCAGAGGAAAAGUCGGUUCAACCAAGUCUGUUCGCUCGGCUACAGGAUUACUUCAAACAGAAGCAACGCGUUGUAAAAUCUGGUGAUCUUAUCGCUAUCCCGAUCGAUGAAGCCCUAGGAAAAGCGGUCUUCCACGGAGGUGCAGCAGACGAGACGAACGACAUAUUAACUCAUCUCGAAUCGUCUCCCAGCAACAACUGCACGAGAGGCUCAUCGCACGGUCUAGCGGUCGCAUGGUUUCAGAUUGGUGAUGUGACUUCACCGCUGACAAAUGACGCCCAAGAUCCUGAAGAAGCUGGACUCUGGGGAGGAGUUGUUACUAUUGAUCCCACGGAAACCAGGAUGAGUCAGUCAGGGGCUUUACAAAGAAAACUGCCACCUACGAUGAACAAUUCGUGGGAGUUUUACCAUGGCAUCAGGAAGGUACCGAAGGCAGCUGCGAAUAGUAACUCCCAGAUUCGGACACCAAACAAGGAGCAUGUGUCUGUCUUGCAGCGCCGCAUCCGUGAACUAAUGGCGGCUGCCAUGAGUCCUCGCGCCGUCCAUCUUAAGCUUCCUCCACUUGCUAUUCUCCUAACAUCCACGCAGAGAAACAUUGGCAAAGCGUACACAGUCUCCCGUGCUUGUCAUGAUCUAGGAACUCAUGUUUUCUCAAUCGAUGCCUAUGAGCUGGUUUCGGAAGGGACUACAGGAGGUGGCGACACCAAGACAGAGGGUUUCUUGAGGGCCAGGGCUGAACGAGGCUUGCAUUGUGGCGCGCAACACACAUCACUCUUGAUUCGUCAUCUUGAGGCUCUCAAUUCAGAUCGUAUGGCUGGAACUCUAAAAGACAUCCUAGCUGAUUGUCGUGUUUUGAUCGCAACCUCGACAGAGGUGGACAAGAUUCCCGAUGCUAUUCGUGGUAUAUUCACGCAUGAACUUGAGAUGACCGCUCCUGACGAAGCGGAAAGAGAGGGCAUCCUUCAAUCGAUCAUUUCAAACUCUGGCCUUGUGGUUUCUCUCUCAGUCGACUUGAGCUCUGUAGCAGUCAAAACCGCUGCUCUGGUCGCUGGUGACCUUGUUGAUGUUGCGGAAAGAGCUGUGCUUAAUCAGGCUACGCGCCUUGAGUCUUUAGCGGCGGCGGCUUCUGUGUCUCCCAAUACAGUCAUCUCUGUCAGGGAUCUUCAGCUAGCUGGUGGUGAUUCGGCCAUAUCUCUCACAUCUGCAGACUUCGAGAAGGCUGUCGACGACGCUAGAAAGAACUUUGCAGACUCUAUAGGUGCGCCGAAGAUCCCUAAUGUACAGUGGUCAGAUGUUGGAGGUCUAGCCAAUGUCAAAGAAGCUGUCAUUGAGACUAUUCAGCUGCCACUUUCGCGUCCAGAGCUAUUUGCCAAAGGUUUGAAGAAGCGAAGUGGUAUCCUUUUCUACGGCCCACCGGGAACUGGAAAGACAUUGCUAGCGAAGGCUAUCGCAACAGAGUUCAGCCUCAACUUUUUCUCUGUCAAGGGACCAGAACUGCUCAACAUGUACAUUGGCGAGUCUGAGGCCAAUGUGAGACGUGUCUUUCAAAGAGCUAGAGAUGCGAGACCUUGUUGUGUAUUCUUCGACGAACUUGAUUCCGUGGCGCCGAAGCGUGGCAACCAGGGCGACAGCGGUGGUGUCAUGGAUCGUAUUGUCAGUCAGUUGCUUGCCGAAUUGGACGGUAUGAGUGACGGAGACGAAGGUGGCGGUGGUGUCUUCGUCAUUGGUGCGACGAACAGACCAGACUUGCUUGAUCAAGCACUACUACGCCCGGGCCGCUUCGAUAAGAUGUUGUACCUGGGUAUCAGUGAUACUCAUGAGAAACAACAAAGGAUCCUAGAGGCGCUUUCGAGGAAAUUCACACUCGAUCCAGAUCUAGAUCUUGGUCGCGUUGCUGAAAAGCUUCCGUUCACGUACACGGGUGCCGAUCUAUACGCUCUCUGCUCUGAUGCUAUGCUCAAAGCGAUCACGCGAUCAGCUCGCCUUGUGGAUGACAAAGUAGCUGAGAUCAAUGGCGAGCGGGCUGGUCAAUCUCCGCCUCAACCCCCAAUCUCUGUUGCUUACUUCUUCGAUCACUUUGCCACGGAUGCUGAUACUAGCGUUAUAGUGGCCGAAGAAGACUUCAUGGCAGCAGAACGCGAGCUGGUUCCUAGUGUGAGUGCUGAUGAGCUAGGCCACUACGAGCGCGUUCGUCGCGAGUUUGAGGGUGGCAAAGAGAAAGAUGAGACUCCCUCUCAACAAAUCAAUGGUACAGACGGCAACGCUGUUGCCAGGAGCCAGCUUGCACAGAUGUUACGUAUGCAGAUGCAGAGGGCAAACUCAGGAUCCGGUGGUGCCGCGAAUGACGAGCCACAAGGCGUCAUUCGAGAGGCCAAUGAUACCGUCGAUGAGGACUUCAUCAUCAGAACUAACCAUCUGUCAAUGAAUGGGACUGCAAAUGGCAAGGGCAAGGGUAAAGCAAGGGCUGAAUCUCCUGAUGGUGCGCGAUUUGGAGAUGCGGCUGGCGAUGAUGAGGAUAUGUAUGCAUGAUGAGGCAAGCGUUGAAAUCUACAAUAGCAUCAAACUGUUUUACGACAUGUUAGC
This is a messenger RNA of Aureobasidium subglaciale EXF-2481, 4563 nucleotides long. RefSeq lists its product as uncharacterized. The record is from RefSeq and is a predicted model, not a curated record. Lineage: Eukaryota; Fungi; Ascomycota; Dothideomycetes; Dothideales; Saccotheciaceae. Gene Ontology annotation, biological process: protein import into peroxisome matrix. The transcript is spliced from 2 exons. Gene Ontology annotation, molecular function: ATP binding; ATP hydrolysis activity. Bases 289 to 4509 code for a protein of 1406 amino acids. Gene Ontology annotation, cellular component: peroxisomal membrane; cytosol.